This is a messenger RNA of Penaeus indicus, 576 nucleotides long. Its product is annotated as proline-rich protein 2-like. The transcript has a single exon. Lineage: Eukaryota; Metazoa; Arthropoda; Malacostraca; Decapoda; Penaeidae. The record is from RefSeq and is a predicted model, not a curated record. The coding region runs from base 1 to 576 and encodes 191 amino acids.
AUGAAACCUCCCUCAGGAAUGAAACCUCCCUCAGGAAUGAAACCUCCCUCAGGAAUGAAACCUCCCUCAGGAAAGAAACCUCCCUCAGGAAUGAAACCUCCCUCAGGAAUGAAACCUCCCUCAGGAAUGAAACCUCCCUCAGGAAAGAAACCUCCCUCAGGAAAGAAACCUCCCUCAGGAAUGAAACCUCCCUCAGGAAUGAAACCUCCCUCAGGAAUGAAACCUCCUUCAGGAAUGAAACCUCCCUCAGGAAUGAAACCUCCCUCAGGAAUGAAACCUUCCUCAGGAAAGAAACCUCCCGCAGGAAUGAAACCUCCCUCAGGAAUGAAACCUCCCUCAGGAAAGAAACCUUCCUCAGGAAAGAAACCUCCCUCAGGAAUCAAACCUCCCUCAGGAAUCAAACCUCCCUCAGGAAUGAAACCUCCCGCAGGAAUGAAACCUCCUUCAGGAAAGAAACAUCCCUCAGGAAAGAAACCUCCUUCAGGAAAGAAACCUCUCUCAGGAAUGAAACCUUCAGGAAGGAAACCUCCUUCAGGAAAGAAACCUCCCUCAGGAAUGAAACCUCCUCAGGAAUGA